AUGGAGUAUUACACCAUAACGCUAUUAUUCAUCAUCUUCACAAUAUCAAUAUUCGGUACAAAAAUUUUGAGCAAGUCCAAACUUCCUCCAGGACCAACACCAUGGCCUAUCAUAGGCAACAUAUUUAAGCUCGGCGACAAGCCUCAUCGUUCUGUCGCCGAGCUCGCAAAAAUCUAUGGUCCUAUAAUGUCUCUUAAGUUAGGAAGCAUCACUACGAUAGUGAUAUCAUCACCAGAAGUAGCCCGAGAAAUGUUCCUUAAACAUGACUUGGACUUUUCAGGUAGAGCUAAUACAGAUGCUCUAAGAGCAGCUAACCAUGACCAACUAUCGAUGGUUUUUCUUCCUGUUGGGCCUAAAUGGCGAAACCUUAGGAAGAUUGCAACCGUCCAAUUAUUCACCGGAAAACGGCUCGAUGCUAGCCAGAUUAUACGGCAGAAGAAGGUUGAUGAGUUAAUUGAGUAUGCACGACACUGUAGUGAACGUGGCUUACCAUUAAAUAUUGGUAAGGCCGCGUUUACUACCACGUUAAAUUUAUUGUCGAGCACAUUUUUUUCAAUGGAUUUGGCUAGCCAUGUUUCUUCAGAUUCACAAGAGUUUAAGGAUCUUGUUUGGCAAAUGAUGGUAGAAGGAGCGAGGCCUAAUGUUUCAGAUUUUUUCCCGAUAGUCAAGGAGUUUGAUUUGCAAGGAGUGUUGAGAAGGGCUACGUAUUGCGCUAACAAGAUGUUAGGAAUAUUUGAGGAAAUUAUUGAAGGAAGGUUGAGAAAUCCAAAGGAUACCAAAGAUGAUGUCUUAGAUACUCUACUCAAGCUUGUUGAAGAUAAAGAAUUGAGCCUUGAUGAAGUCAAACAUUUGCUCUUCGAUUUAUUUGCUGCAGGAACUGAUACAACCGCUAGCACGUUGGAAUGGGCAAUGACAGAAUUAUUACGUAACCCAGACAAGAUGGCAAAAGCUCAAAACGAACUAGAUGAAGUUUUUGGCAAAGGGGUAAUCAUUCAAGAAACAAAUAUCUCAAAGCUAACUUAUAUUCAAGCAAUCGUAAAGGAAACUUAUAGAUUGCAUCCAGCUGCUCCAUUUUUAAUACCCUACAAGGCUGAAAAGAAUGUGGAAUUAUGCGACUACUUCGUGCCCAAAAAUACACAAUUAUGGGUAAAUGUAUGGUCAAUUGGUCGCGAUCCACGUGUAUGGCCAAAUCCGCUUAUGUUUUCACCUGAAAGGUUUAUUGGGAGAGAUACCGAUGUAAAAGGUCGCGAUUUUGAGCUUAUACCUUUUGGAGCAGGGAGAAGGAUAUGUCCGGGCAUACCGUUGGCGUAUAGGAUGUUGCAUCUAAUGUUGGCUACUCUUCUUCAUUCUUUCAAUUGGAAAUAUCAUGAUGGAGAAAAUUCAAAAGAUAUAGAUGUAGAAGAAAAGUUUGGUAUUACACUGCAAAAAGCUCAACCACUUCAAGCAAUUCCUCUUGCCAGGAUUUGUUUGUUGCAGGUACAGAUACAACCUCUAAUUCAUUGGAAUGGGCUAUGGCACUAUUAAUACGACAUCCAGAAAAAAUCGCAAAGGCUCAAUCUGAAAUGGACGAAGUACUAGGCAAAGAUGGAAAAAUGCAAGAAUCAGAUAUCGCAAAAUUACCAUACGUACAAUCAAUAUUGAAAGAAGUAAUGAGACUUUACCCACCAGCUC
This is a messenger RNA of Beta vulgaris subsp. vulgaris (sugar beet), 1671 nucleotides long. Its product is annotated as cytochrome P450 76AD1. Gene Ontology annotation, molecular function: iron ion binding; monooxygenase activity; heme binding. Lineage: Eukaryota; Viridiplantae; Streptophyta; Magnoliopsida; Caryophyllales; Amaranthaceae. The transcript is spliced from 3 exons. The record is from RefSeq and is a predicted model, not a curated record. The coding region runs from base 1 to 1524 and encodes 507 amino acids.